Molecule: messenger RNA, 1730 nt
Organism: Malania oleifera
Lineage: Eukaryota; Viridiplantae; Streptophyta; Magnoliopsida; Santalales; Ximeniaceae
Product: acetylajmalan esterase-like
Exons: 5
Coding region: 431-1567 (378 amino acids)
Molecular function (GO): hydrolase activity, acting on ester bonds
Source: RefSeq, a predicted model, not a curated record
AUAUUAAAAAAUCAGAAAUAAACAAACCUGAAUUUGAUUGGAUCAGUUUGAUUUUCAGUUUUGGUUUUUAAAAUUAGAUGACCAUGGGCAUAAUUGAUGAGGUCAAUCCAAUGAGUUGGGUUUUAGAAGAAAGAAUCAUAAUCAAGGAUGGAGAUUUGAGAAAUAAUUAAGCAUGGGAUAGGAGACUACAAUGCUUUGCCCCCACUCGCUACAACUCAGUCUUAUGAUUCAAUUUUCAAAAUACACGCACGCAUGUAGUUUAGCAAAGAUAUAUAAUUCUCUGCCGAAGAUCUCGGGAUCAGGUGAGACUCCUAAAUUCACACUAUUAAUUUCUCUCUGUAAAUUCCACCCUCCCCCCCAUCUGCAGCACAUUGAUUCUACCUCCGACUUCAACCUCUCUCCAUCCAUCUGUUAAUUAGUCAAAGCAAAUAUGGCUCCUGUUUCCUCCCUUGCUCGUUUUCUUCUUCUUCCUCUUCUUCUUGUUUUUCUUUUAAUUCCCAGUUAUGGUACUGCUGAUGCUCAUCCGCUCCAGAGUUGCAUGUUUGAUGCCAUUUAUCAAAUGGGUGAUUCCAUUUCUGACACCGGCAAUCUGGUUCGUGAGUCUCCCCUUGGUGCCUCCACCGCUUUUGCCCGCCUUCCCUAUGGCCAAACCUUCUUCGGCAACGCCACCGGCAGGUGCUCCGACGGCCUCCUUAUGAUCGAUUACCUUGCGCUGGCUGCUGGACUUCCAUUUGUGAAUCCAUACAUGAACAAAGAUGCCAACUUCGGCCACGGCGUCAACUUUGCGGUUGCCGGUUCUACUGCACUGUCAACCGACGUUCUUGCACAGAAUGGCGUCAUCUCUCUCGUCACCAAUACCUCCCUCCAUGUUCAACUCGAUUCCAUGCUUUCCCACUUCAAUUCCAUUUGUUCCAAUCAAAGAGAUUGUGCAGAGAAACUCCAAACAGCCCUGUUCAUGGUGGGAGAGACCGGAGGCAAUGACUAUAACUAUGCUUUGUUCCAAGGAAAAUCUACCGAGCAAUUGAAGAGCCUGAUUGUCCCCAGUGUUGUUGCCACCAUAAAGCAUGCUGUUGAAAGAGUGAUCGAAUAUGGUGCUGCCCGAGUGGUUGUUCCUGGUAAUUUCCCUAUUGGUUGUAUGCCAAUCUAUCUUACCGGCUUCCACACCAAUGAUUCUGCUGCCUAUGACCAAUUUGGAUGUUUAAAGGAGUUGAACAAUUUUGCAAUGGACCACAAUAAUCAUAUGCAGAAAGCCAUUGAUGAGUUAAUCGAAAAAAAUCCAAAUGCUAUCAUUUCAUAUGCCGAUUAUUACAAUGCUUUCCUGUCACUCCUUCAAAAUGCCCCAUCUCUUGGUUUUGAUGAGCUUUCUAUACAAAAAGCUUGUUGUGGGAAAGGAGGGGACUAUGCUUUUGAAUUGACUAGUAUGUGUGGAGCUCUUGGAGUACCUAUUUGUCCCGACCCUCACCGCCGCAUUAGCUGGGAUGGAAUUCAUUUGACAAGCAAUGCAUACAAGUAUAUGGCAGAUUGGCUUGUUAAAGAUCUUUUACCGAAGUUACAGUGCAUUCUUUGAUUUGUAUUAGUUAUUUAUGUUAGGCGUGUUAAGUCAGAUAGCAAAAAUUCAGUUGUAUAUAUCUUAAUUAUAACUUCUAGUUCUGUUGAGUUUUUUCAGUUGAUGCAUAUUGAUGCAUUAAUUGAUUUUUCAUAAAUGAAAGAAUGACUCUUUAUUUAAAAAA